CGGUUCCUGGUGUCCCCACUUCGCCUCCCUCCUGCUGCCCCCAAGACAUGCAGGGGCCCUGGGUGCUGCUGCUGCUGGGCCUGAGGCUACAGCUCUCCCUGGGCGUCAUCCCAGCUGAGGAGGAGAACCCGGCCUUCUGGAACCGCCAGGCAGCUGAGGCCCUGGAUGCUGCCAAGAAGCUGCAGCCCAUCCAGAAGGUUGCCAAGAACCUCAUCCUCUUCCUGGGCGAUGGGUUGGGGGUGCCCACGGUGACAGCCACCAGGAUCCUAAAGGGGCAGAAGAAUGGCAAACUGGGGCCUGAGACGCCCCUGGCCAUGGACCGCUUCCCAUACCUGGCUCUGUCCAAGACAUACAAUGUGGACAGACAGGUGCCAGACAGCGCAGCCACAGCCACGGCCUACCUGUGCGGGGUCAAGGCCAACUUCCAGACCAUCGGCUUGAGUGCAGCCGCCCGCUUUAACCAGUGCAACACGACACGCGGCAAUGAGGUCAUCUCCGUGAUGAACCGGGCCAAGCAAGCAGGAAAGUCAGUAGGAGUGGUGACCACCACACGGGUGCAGCACGCCUCACCAGCCGGCACCUACGCACACACAGUGAACCGCAACUGGUACUCAGAUGCUGACAUGCCUGCCUCAGCCCGCCAGGAUGGCUGCCAGGACAUCGCCACGCAGCUCAUCUCCAACAUGGACAUUGACGUGAUCCUUGGCGGAGGCCGCAAGUACAUGUUUCCCAUGGGGACCCCAGACCCUGAGUACCCAAGUGAUGCCAGCCAGAAUGGAAUCAGGCUGGACGGGAAGAACCUGGUGCAGGAAUGGCUGGCAAAGCACCAGGGUGCCUGGUAUGUGUGGAACCGCACUGAGCUCAUGCAGGCGUCCCUGGACCAGUCUGUGACCCAUCUCAUGGGCCUCUUUGAGCCCGGAGACACGAAAUAUGAGAUCAACCGAGACCCCACACUGGACCCCUCCCUGAUGGAGAUGACAGAGGCUGCCCUGCGCCUGCUGAGCAGGAACCCUCGAGGCUUCUACCUCUUUGUGGAGGGCGGCCGCAUCGACCAUGGUCAUCAUGAGGGUGUGGCUUACCAGGCACUCACUGAGGCGGUCAUGUUCGACGACACCAUUGAGAGGGCGGGCCAGCUCACCAGCGAGGAGGACACGCUGACCCUCGUCACCGCUGACCACUCCCAUGUCUUCUCCUUUGGUGGCUACACCUUGCGAGGGAGCUCCAUCUUCGGGUUGGCCCCCAGCAAGGCUCAGGACAGCAAAGCCUACACGUCCAUCCUGUACGGCAAUGGCCCGGGCUACGUGUUCAACUCAGGCGUGCGACCAGACGUGAAUGACAGCGAGAGCGGGAGCCCCGAUUACCAGCAGCAGGCGGCGGUGCCCCUGUCGUCCGAGACCCACGGAGGCGAAGACGUGGCGGUGUUUGCGCGCGGCCCGCAGGCGCACCUGGUGCAUGGUGUGCAGGAGCAGAGCUUUGUAGCGCAUGUCAUGGCCUUCGCUGCCUGUCUGGAGCCCUACACGGCCUGCGACCUGGCGCUUCCCGCCUGCACCACCGACGCCGCGCACCCGGUUGCCGCGUCGCUGCCACUGCUGGCCGGGACCCUGCUGCUGCUGGGGGCGUCCGCUGCUCCCUGAGUGCCCCACUCCGGAGUUAUCCUGCUCCCCACCUCCAGGCGUCCUGCCCUGUUCCCCGUCCUGAGCCGCCACUUCCAGCGAACACACACAGGUGUCCUGCCGUUGGACCUUCACCUCCUAGAGAUAAACCAGCCUCAGCUGGCGCAGCGGGGCCCUUCUUCCCUCCGCAUCCCCUUCAGGGAGCAGGAGCCCAGGGCGCCCUGGGAGCUGAGCUUGGGACUUCCAGGACCUCCCCUCAGGCUGCUCUCUGAUUCUUCCUCCCAACCCCAGAGACUGCAGAUUUGUGCCGUGCGGCUGCCUGCACCCCAGACAAUAAAGGGACCAAAACCACCCAGCCUCCACCCUGCCUCUAGCCUAAGGAAGACCAAGCAGGCCUGGACCCAGAGACGUCCCCCAACGUGGGACACGACACACCCAGACCGCGUGCCCCACCGUCUUAGCUUCAAUCCUGGCAGCACCUGGUAGACCCAAGGACUUGGGUGGAUCAGGACACCUGAAGAAGAGAAGCUUCCGGCAACCCUGCAACCCACCCAAGGAGGCUACUGGGGCGGGGAUUCCCAGGGGCGCUUUGACACAGUCCUCUGCUGUCUCCCCACUAGGAUCAUUCCACACCCCUGCACCUGACCAAGGGACCAAUGAGGCAGAGGCUUGCCCCAAGUCACAGCCACUCAGAUGCUUCCUGCCCCCUAGUGCCCAUUCCAGGUCACCAGAUCCAAGGAGCGCCUGAGGAGCUCUGGGUACAGGGCAGCAGCCCAGAGCCCAUGGGCCCUCCCAGGACAUCUGGAUGCUGGGCAUAGAUUUCUCAUGCCUCUUGAGGAGGACUCCCCUGCCUCCUCAAGGUCUCCAUUCUCCUAGGAGACAAAGCAAUAAUAAAAGGUGUUAGACAAUGUAAUGCCAGUACUACUUCCUAGGAGAAAAAUCAUGAGUGAGUGUGGGCACAGUAUCUGGAGAGGUGGAUAACGCAGGCCAGGAGGUAUUGCUGAGGGGCAGAUGAUUGAGCAAGAGACUUGAACAGAGUGGGGGCUUGAGCAAGGCAGCACAGCAGUGCAAACGCCCUGGGGCAGUGUCAGCAGGUGCUCUGGGAGGCCAAGGGCUGGAUCAGAGGGGUGGGGGUGGGUGGGCAGAGUGGGGAAAGCCUGAGGGGUCAGGAGAGCGUGGUGUGCGUGGGGGACCGUGAAGUCUGGUUAGAGGGGUGUGGUUGGAGGUCUUUGAGGAGGGCUGUGACCCGCCCUGGCUGGGAAAUGAGCACUCUGGCUGCUGCCAGGAGAAGGGUCUGGUCUUUUGGGCGGAGGGUGGGGGUGGUGGCAGGCCCAGGUGAAAGCUGGGGAAGGAGCUGACUCCAGGUGUUUCUGACCUCCCUCUGAAAGUAUUCUGGAGCGCCCAUCCCAAUACAGCCAUACUUAGUGAGUACACACCUGCUCCAAGAGAACAUUGAAAAGAAUAAAGGUGAAAUCAACCACAUUUUCCAGCAAAUUUUGCAGUAUUACAAAUUUAUUUGUACAUUUACAAAGGUGCAAAAAAGCAUCUUGCUUUUGCAAGAAAUAGUAACAUCAUUCAAUAUGCUUUCUUAUUUACUAAAACCUUGAAAUAAAAUUGUAAAACAUCA
Molecule: messenger RNA, 3240 nt
Organism: Gorilla gorilla gorilla (western lowland gorilla)
Lineage: Eukaryota; Metazoa; Chordata; Mammalia; Primates; Hominidae
Gene: ALPI
Product: alkaline phosphatase, intestinal
Exons: 11
Coding region: 48-1634 (528 amino acids)
Biological process (GO): dephosphorylation
Cellular component (GO): plasma membrane
Molecular function (GO): alkaline phosphatase activity
Source: RefSeq, a predicted model, not a curated record